UUUCUAAUGCUCGUCCAUGUGUAUUUACAAUGGAUGAAGAAAUUGAAAACCAAAAGUAUCAAAUAAGGAAAGAUUCUUCUUCAGAAAAGUCAAAAGAAUUUCCUUCACCAGAAUUAGUUAAUCAAAUUCAUUUAACUAAUGUUGAACUUCGCAGAAUUCAAUUAGAAAAACAAUUAAAAAUAACUCCUUUCCAGUCAGGACUUAGAUCUUCUUUAACUGCAAGAAAUAUUAAUAGAUUACCCCCACCAAAUAAUAAUUUAAAGAAAAAACAUCCACCAACAAACACUCCUUCCUACGAUGAUGAUGACGAUGUUUGUUUGUUUUUUUGGAGGGAGAGAUUUUAAUUAUUUUUUUAUUAAAUUUAAGGCUUUCUUUUCGUGAAAUAUUGAGAGGAGGAAUUAAAAAGGAAAAA
This is a messenger RNA of Meloidogyne enterolobii, 412 nucleotides long. The record is from the annotation of a GenBank genome assembly. NCBI's taxonomy places the organism in Eukaryota, Metazoa, Nematoda, Chromadorea, Rhabditida, Meloidogynidae.